AUGACCUGUCUGUGCCAGCCCCCACCAAUGGGGCACCAGAUCCAGAACAAGGCAUUACCUCCUGGUCCCAUACACAUUCAGCCCACCCUGCCCACUCCUCACAUGGUCAAGACCGGAGCUCCCCAGGUUCUAGAGAAGCCCUAUGACUGUGCCCGGUUCACAGAUGAGGAAGCCCAGGCCACAGGACACCCUCCUUUAUCCCUUAUCCCAACACACGGACUCCACCAGCUGGGCACCAUCCAGGCCCCUCAACCCUGGGAGGUGUGGGGGCUGCGGGAGUCAGGCAAGACGCUGGUGCCAGCAGGUGGGUUGGUUUACAUCUCAGCUGCCCACCAUGGCCUGGAGCUGCCCAGCACUGCUGACCUGGAGCGCUUCUGCCAGAAGCUAAACCGGCUGAAGCCAGUGGAGGAACCCACCAUGGAGAGGCCGUUGUGGCGCCACCUGACCACGCUGGACCUGACUCUGCUUGGUGUGGGUGGCAUGGUGGGCUUGGGCCUCUACGUGCUCACAGGUUUUGUGGCCAAGAAGCUGGCUGGCCCAGCAGUGCUCAUAUCCUUUGGCAUGGCUGCCAUGGCCUCCCUGCUAGCAGGCCUAUGUUAUGCAGAGUUUGGGGCACGUGUGCCCCACACAGGCUCUGCCUACCUGUUCACCUGCAUGUUCAUGGCUGAGCUGUGGGCCUUCCUCGUUGGCUGGAAUGUGUUCCUAGAGUACCUCACUGCUGGUGCCGCCGUGGCCCGUGCCUGCAGUGGCUACCUGGAUGCCAUCUUCAGCCGCAGCAUCAGCAGCUUCACCAAGGUCCAUGUGGGCAUCUGGCAGGUGCCCUUCCUGGCCCAGUACCCAGACUUCUUGGCUGCUGGCAUCAUAGUUUUGGCCUCCACAUUCAUCUCCUGUGGAGCCCGUGUCUCUUCCUGGCUCAAGCAGACCUUCUCUGGCAUCAACCUGGUGUUCAUCCUCUUCAUCAUCAUCCUGGGGUUUGUCCUGGCCCGCUCACACAACUGGAGUGCUGAGGAGGGCGGCUUUGCACCCUUCGGCUUCACUGGCAUCAGGGCUGGCACUGCCACCUGCUUCUGCGCCUUCGUGGGUUUUGAUGUCAUUGUUGCCUCCAGUGAGGAGGCCCAGAACCCGAAGCAAGCAGUGCCUAUGGCCAUUGCCAUCUCGCUUGGCCUGGCGGCUGGUGCCUAAAUCCUCGUCUCCACUGUGCUCACCCUCAUGGUACCUUGGCAAAGCCUGGACCCUGACUGGGUGCUCGCUGAUGCCUUCUACCAGCAGGGCUAUAGCUGGGCGGGCUUCAUCGUGGCAGCUUGUGCUAUCUGUGCCAUCAAUACUGUCCUGCUCAGCAGCCUCUUUUACCUGCAACAAAUCAUCUCUGCCAUGGCUGCCGAUGGACUCUUCUUCCAGGUGUUUGCCCACCUGUACUGCCGAACGAAGGCGCCCGUGGUGAGCAUCCUGGUGUUCGGGAUACUCAUGCUUUUCCUGGUGCUGCUGCUAGACCUGGAGGCACUGGUUCACUUCCACUCCAUUGGUGUACUUUUUGCCCAUUCCUUCAUGGCCAUCAGCGUUAUCGUGCUACGUUUCCAAAAGCCCUCAACAUCCAGCUCCCAGGACCAAGAGCAGGCCUUAACCCCUGAGCCUGGACAGCUGCGAUCAGCCCUGAGACCCUACCUCAGCUUCCUGGGUGGGUGCAGACCCGGAGCCGCUGUGGCUUGGGCCCUCGGUGUCCUGGUGGCCUCGGCCAUCACUCUGGACUGUGUGCUGGCCUUUGGAGACUCGGCCCUGAACCUCCCAACCUGGGGCUACACCCUGCUGCUCCUUCUCAGCUCCAUCACGUUUCUGCUCAGUCUCCUCGUCCUAGGGGCCUACCAGCAAGAGAAACAGCAGGACACCUUUCAGGCAGAGAAGGGCUCUAUGGACUCCUGA
Molecule: messenger RNA, 1917 nt
Organism: Equus caballus (horse)
Lineage: Eukaryota; Metazoa; Chordata; Mammalia; Perissodactyla; Equidae
Source: RefSeq, a predicted model, not a curated record